Molecule: messenger RNA, 462 nt
Organism: Triticum turgidum subsp. durum (durum wheat)
Lineage: Eukaryota; Viridiplantae; Streptophyta; Magnoliopsida; Poales; Poaceae
Source: the annotation of a GenBank genome assembly
AUGGAAAAGCUGCUCACCGUAGUGUGUGUUUCAAGCCUUCUUCUAGCCACUCUCGCGGACGAUGCCUCCUCCAGAUCUUCUCUUCAGCACCCCUCCCCGGACAGUCUACAAGGUCGUGUUCUAGGUCGCAGAGGCAGAGAGGAACCGGCACACCACCACCAUUACCGGCGUGAAGGCGACCACGAGGAGCAGCAUGAGCACGCACCAUUUUCUGCUCAGAAGAAAUUUGCUUUGUUCAGAAGAAAAUGUAUGGCACCAUCAGAGUUUUUUGACGACGAAGCACAAGUGCAGGUUGUGCCUAUGGGAGUGGAGAGUGUUGAAGAGAGGAGGAAGGCGGGCUGGAGGAACGAGGACGAGGAGGCGGUUGCGACGGAAGGGCUGAUCUCCAGCGCGGACUACAGCGGCGUGGCCAUGCACGGCCACAGCUCCCCGCCGGCGCACAAAAAGCACCCCAGGCCAUAG